This is a messenger RNA of Prionailurus viverrinus (fishing cat), 2146 nucleotides long. RefSeq names its product fibronectin type III domain containing 11 (gene FNDC11). The coding region runs from base 1046 to 2047 and encodes 333 amino acids. The transcript is spliced from 2 exons. NCBI's taxonomy places the organism in Eukaryota, Metazoa, Chordata, Mammalia, Carnivora, Felidae. The record is from RefSeq and is a predicted model, not a curated record. Gene Ontology annotation, molecular function: protein binding.
GGGAGGUGUCUGGGGCUUCUGGAAGGCCCGGGAGGGUGUAGGUCUGGGCGCCCGGCCCCGGGCGCGGAGCGGCCCCUUCCCCAGAACUCACAAGCAGCCCCGCGCGCUCUUCCGACUGACAGCCUGGGAGGCAUCCCUGAACCGGUGGUCAGACCCAGGGGCCAACAGGACUCGGGCUGGGAUUGCUAGAGGCACGCUUCACUGCAUCCCAGUACCUUUACGGUGGUGCCCAGGGCCUGCUCUCGUUUCUGCUCCCCCGGAAGGUGGCCUCUGGGGAGGGAGGCAGACUUGGGUCCCGACCUCACUGUCACUUAGCGGGUGUGGCCUUGGGCGGGUCACUCAACCUGUGAACUGUCUUCAUAGUUCAUCCAACCCUUGGGACAACCUGAGGUCUCCCACGUGGUGCUGACCCAGCGGCCAUCUCACUGCCCUGGGGGUGGCCGGGACCCGGGACGCCAGCCAGAUUGCUGGCACCUUCUCCAAAGAGCCCCAGCUUGCAGGGCCAAUCCUUGUGUCCCGGUCCUGGAAGGACAGCUGCACCGGCCCCUCCACAGCCCCCCAGAGCUGGGAACCCAGGCAGGAGUAGCACAGAAGGAGGAUCAGGCUCUGGAGUUGACGGCUGGGGCCAAACUCUGAACUGAGAGCAAACUCCAAAGCAUUUCAGCCUCAGGCGCCCCAUCUGUGAGAUGAGGUCAGGGGACCUUACCACUCUGAGGGGUUUUGUGUGCAGUGAGCUCGUUAAAGGUAGGGAGCGUGGACCCGGUAACUAGGAGCCGGCGCGAUUAUCCCUCCGAGCUGAGGCUGGGGCCACCCUGCCACCCUCGCUGGCUCCAGCCACCAACUGGCCUUGUCUCUGGGUGAGCCCUGGCACUUUGCUCUGCACCUGCAGCCAGGCAUGGAAGGUCUACAGGGCAGCGGUGUCCCCAAGGGGGAGUCUGGUGCAGCACACACAGGAUCACACUGAAUCCUCUCGACUGUCUCGAGGGCGCACCUUCGCCCCACUCAGACGAGGAACUGAGACCUUGGCCAGGCCACGCAGCUGACAAUGAGCUUCCAGGUGACGGGCCUGGGCCUGAACAAGAUGAAGCUGGACAGUCCCCCGUCCUUCCUGGACCAGGAGGAGGCGGAGGAGGCUGACGAUCCGCAGCUGCUGGAACCGGAGGCCUGGAGGACCUACGUGGAGCGCCGCACCGCCCUGCGCGGCUUCCUGACCUCCGACCUGAGCCCGCACCUGCUCCGGCGCCACCACGCCCGCACGGAGCUGCUCAAGAAAUGCUCCUUCUACAUCGAGAUCCUCCCCAAGCACCUGGCCCUGGGCGACCAGAACCCGCUGGUGCUGCCCACCGCCAUGUUCCAGCUCAUCGACCCCUGGAAGUUCCAGCGCAUGAAGAAGGUGGGCGCGGCCCAGACCAAGAUCCAGCUCCUCCUGCUCACGGACCUGCUGGAGCAGCUGGACCGUGGCCGCGCCGAGCUGGGCGCUCUGCUGGGGUCACCCGACCCGCAGCCCUUCCUGGCGGGCUGGGGGCUGGUGGAGCGCAGGCUGGCGGACCUGGCGGCUGUCAUGGACAGCUUCCUGGCCAUGACGGUACCUGGGCGCCUGCACAUGAAGCACCGCCUGGUGUCCGACGUCGGUGCCACCAAGAUCCCGCACAUCCGGCUCAUGCUAAGCACCAAGAUGCCCGUCAUGUUCGACCGAAAGGAGUCGGUGGCCCACCAGGACUGGGUCAGCCUGCGGUGGUUUGCCACCAUCCAGCCGGUGGCGCCGGAGCAGUUUGAGCUCCGCUUCAAGCUGCUGGACCCGCGGACACAGCAGGAGUGCACGCAGUGUGGCAUCAUCCCCGUGGCCGCCUGCACCUUCGACAUCCACAACCUGAUGCCCAACCGCUCCUACAAGUUCACCGUCAAGAGAGCCGACAGCUACACGCUGGUGUACGAGCCCUGGCGGGACAGCCUCACGCUGCAGACCAGGCCGGGGCCCCCCAAAGGGCCCACUCCCAGUCGGCCGGGCAAGCCAGGCCCGCCCCUGACCAUGCUUUCCGAGAGAUGAUUUUCUAAUAUUUAUCCACUAGUGAAGAGGAGUAUAAACACACACACACACACACACACACACACACACCAUUAAAGAAGCAAACCUGCUUACGUUUUA